Molecule: messenger RNA, 1507 nt
Organism: Aaosphaeria arxii CBS 175.79
Lineage: Eukaryota; Fungi; Ascomycota; Dothideomycetes; Pleosporales
Product: MFS general substrate transporter
Exons: 6
Coding region: 224-1507 (427 amino acids)
Biological process (GO): transmembrane transport
Cellular component (GO): fungal-type vacuole membrane
Molecular function (GO): transmembrane transporter activity
Source: RefSeq, a predicted model, not a curated record
UGGGUGGGUACCUACCGUGUUACCUCAUUCGAGCUGCCCGAGUUCACCCAUUUGAUUAUAUCAAGCAUGAUAUGCGUUGUAGGAUUUUGCCCUGAUUGGAUAAGACCGUAAAACUCAUAUAAAGAGAGACUGCCCAGCACGAAAAACAUGUACAACAGAUCAACUUGUACCCGAAACUUCGCAGACCUUGCUCUUCUCGGCAAACAGUCCUCGAAAUACAACCAUGACUGAAGCAGCUCCAGACGCAGUUGAAACUUUCGCGAGGGAGACCAAGGAGGAACUAAGCCUACCUCCUGAAGGGGGUACAAAGGGCUGGCUAUGCGUUUCCGGAGCCUUUCUGGCCAUAUUUUGCACCUUCGGAUUCCUAAAUGCCAUCGGUGUCUUCCAAACUACUUACGAAGAGACCAUCCUCCACAGCUACACACCCUCCGAGAUCUCCUGGAUAUUCGCCACCCAGCUUGCACUCAUGUGGGCGCCGGGUCCCAUCUUCGGACGGUUGGUUGAUACUUAUGGCGCAGCGCCUGUGCUCUACCCUUGUUCGUUUCUGUGCGUCUUCUCGCUUUGUAUGACGAGUCUGGCGGACGAGUAUUAUCAGAUUUUCUUAGCUCAGGGACUGGGCUUUGGAAUCGGCGCUGGGGGAGUUUUCACGACUGCUGUAGUAUGCAUUGGGCAGUGGCAUGUUCGUCGACGAGCGUUGGCUACCGGCAUUGCGACCGCGGGUAGCAGUCUGGGCGGGGUUAUUUUCCCUAUAUUUUUCCAUCGGGUCAUGGAGCGCGUGGGAUUCUACGGAGCGAUACGGUAUACGGCCCUCAUGAUUGGCAUUCUGAUGGCAGUGUCGUGCUUCCUCAUCACGGCAAGGCUGCCGCGCAAGAAAUGGGACUGGCAGGCAAAGUGGUUUGAUGUGACACUUUUCAAACAGAAGCAGUUUGGAUUAUUCACGAUAGGGUCGUUUUUAACGAUGUGGGCUAUCUUUGCACCUCUUAAUUUCCUUCCCAGUAUGGCGCAGCAGAACGGAUUCUCGCCCUCGCUCGCACUCUAUCUCAUAUCCAUCGUCAACGCAUCAUCGACGUUCGGAAGGACAAUUCCUCCCUACCUCGCAGACCACAUUGGCUCUUUUAACGUCAUCACCAGUAGUGCCGCACUGAGCGGAAUUGCUAUGCUCGCCCUCUGGCUACCAUUUAAUUAUCACUCUAGCCACACUGGACUGAUCUUCUUCGCAUUGGCUUAUGGGUUCUUCAGCGGGGCCUUUGUUUCACUUCUCAUGCCGUGUGUGGCCAAAGCCGGGAGCAUUGAGACACUCGGCAGACGGUUCGGUACUUUUCAAAUUAUUAUGUCAAUAAGCAACCUCACUGGAUUGCCCAUUAUGGGAGCGAUAUUGGUCCGACAGGGUGGUGUUGAUUUUUCGGGACUUCAGAUCUUUGCAGGGGUGAAUUGUAUUCUUGGAUCGGUUUUACUUCUAGUGGCGACUUAUUCUUUUGGGAAGACACAAGGCACAUGGAAGGUGUGA